This is a messenger RNA of Adineta ricciae, 768 nucleotides long. NCBI's taxonomy places the organism in Eukaryota, Metazoa, Rotifera, Eurotatoria, Adinetida, Adinetidae. The record is from the annotation of a GenBank genome assembly.
AUGGAAAUUCCACAUACAAACCAAAUUAUCCAUGUUUAUUCACCAUGGACCUAUGUGAUUGCUUUUGGAUCAUGUCUACUAUAUUUACUGGCCAUUACCCUUAUUUUUCCAUUGUUUACAUCGAAAUUAACAUCUAAUUUUGUUCAAUCUUUCGCCAAGCUUCAUCAUGUACUCUUAUUUAUCUAUUCGUUAUUUGCAUCCCUUGCUGUUUUAACUCACCUAAUUCAAUCCGGAGAAACAACGAAUGGAUAUAAUUUCCUUUGCGUUCCAAUACCAUCUUGGCUUCGAAUUGUCACAUUAACAUUUACCUUAUCGAAGAUUUGGGAAUGGUUCGAUACAGCCAUCCUGAUUUGGAAAGGACAUUCAUUGAAAAAAAUCGGUUUUCUCCAUAUCUAUCAUCAUGCCACAACAGUUUUGCUAUUCUUAAUUUGCAUGAACUUUCCCGGAGGAGAAAAAGGUAGUGUAUUUUUCAAUGGUCUUGUUCAUACAUUAAUGUAUUAUCAUUUUGCCUUUCGUUUACCGAAAUUCUUUCGUCCUGUACUGACAGCGAUUCAGAUUGUACAACUUAUUUCAGCUACCUAUGUUUGGUACAUUGUGCCUAAUGUGUGUCCUAAGUACCGUGAUUUUCCUGCUAAACAUCCACUAGAAUUCAUUAUUCCAUUUGCUCUUGUACCCGUGUAUUGUUUAUUCUUUUUUAAGUUUUUUAUUCAACAUUAUCUAUUGUCAUCGUCCCGAAAAUUCAAGUCUUCUAUAAAUAAAACAGAAUGA